Daldinia decipiens is the source of this 840-nucleotide messenger RNA. RefSeq lists its product as uncharacterized. The coding region runs from base 1 to 840 and encodes 279 amino acids. Lineage: Eukaryota; Fungi; Ascomycota; Sordariomycetes; Xylariales; Hypoxylaceae. The transcript is spliced from 4 exons. The record is from RefSeq and is a predicted model, not a curated record.
AUGAGGUUCAGUCAGUUGUCCUAUAUUGUCGCACUGGCUGGGAGCCAGCUCGUCGCCGGCGAUGGAGAGGCUCACGGCGAGGGCCUCGAAAGUAGUGUCAUGGGCCCCGUUGCUUUCCUCUGGCCUGAUGACAGACCAUGGAGCGCUUCAACCGACAACGUAGGGCCUUGCGGAAGCCCCAGCGGUGUAACUAAUAGAACUGCAUUCCCACUCACUCAGGGAACUGUUGCCCUAUCAAUCGCUGACGAUGCCUGGAAUGUCAACUUCUCCAUCGCAUAUGACAAUACACCUACUAUCCAGAGCCAGUUCAGUCAGCAAGUUGUUAGCGAUGUCACGGAGAUUGAGCCUGGCCACCAAUGCUACAAGAUUGCCGAUAUCCCAAAUACUGUAGCCGCGGGAACCAAUGCCACAAUACAGUUGGAAUAUUGGUCGAACGUUGACAAUGAGCUCAAUGGUAGAAAUCAGACCUUCUACGCUUGCGCUGACAUUACCUUCGUCGAGCCUAAAGACAUGGAGAUUCAACCUCCUUGCUUCAACGUAACAUCAACAGACUUCGAAUCCGGCGAUUCAUCUUCCACUUCUACCCCAGCACCAAGUGCGACAAAUGCUGUAUCUGACGCAAACUUGGCCCCUAGCUCGAGCUCAUCCGGCGAUGGUCUAUCAGGUGGCGCAAAGGCAGGCAUUGCCGUUGGCGUAAUUGUGGCUUCUCUUGCUAUUGUGGGCGUUAUUGCAUUUGUACUCCUCCGGAGACGCAAGACCCAGACGCUUGACAAUGAAGCAAUAGCUGCCGCUUCAAAGAACCAACCCGAGGUUGCCUCUAUAAACAGCCAGAGACCUUAA